Molecule: messenger RNA, 2515 nt
Organism: Triplophysa rosa
Lineage: Eukaryota; Metazoa; Chordata; Actinopteri; Cypriniformes; Nemacheilidae
Gene: rhag
Product: Rh associated glycoprotein
Exons: 10
Coding region: 131-1450 (439 amino acids)
Biological process (GO): ammonium transmembrane transport; ammonium homeostasis
Cellular component (GO): plasma membrane
Molecular function (GO): ammonium channel activity
Source: RefSeq, a predicted model, not a curated record
GGUCUUUCUGAAACCUGCAGCCAAUUCAAAACCACUGGCAACGUUCUGCACUGCCCCCACAAGCCACAGAUAGAAUCGAGUGAUAGAGCCCCAAACAAGAAGUGUGGCCGCGCAGAUAAAGUGUCAAAGUAUGCCAGCGUACGCCACCAACAUGAGGCUCAAAUUCCCAAUCCUGGCCCUGAUACUGGAAGCGGUGACCAUCGUCCUGUACGCUCUGUUUGUGGUGUAUGACACCGGCGAUGCCCAUCGACACGGAGAUGGCCAUCAUGCUGAAGGGAAUACAACUCAUCCUGAAAAUCCCAUGGCGCUCUACCCUAUGUUUCAGGAUGUACACGUGAUGAUCUUCAUUGGCUUUGGUUUCUUGAUGACCUUUCUGAAGAGAUAUGGUUUCAGCAGUGUGGGCAUCAACCUGCUGCUGGCCGCCUUCGGUCUGCAGUGGGGUCUUCUCCUCCAGAACGUCUGGCACAUGCAUGAUGGAAAAAUAAGAGUCUCAAUCAAUCGCAUGAUAAAUGCUGACUUCAGCACAGCGACCGUUCUGAUCUCAUUCGGAGCCAUUCUGGGGAAAACCAGCCCUGUCCAGCUUCUCAUCAUGACCCUGCUGGAGAUCACCAUCUUCUGCAUCAAUGAGCAUCUGGUUGUGGAAGUCAUUGGGGCAUCCGAUGUUGGCGCCUCCAUGACCAUUCAUGCAUUUGGUGCUUACUUUGGCUUGGCUGUCGCCCGUGUGCUUUAUCGCCCGGGUCUUCGUAAUGGUCAUGAUAACGAUGGAUCCGUCUACCACUCUGACUUGUUUGCAAUGAUCGGCACGGUGUACCUGUGGAUGUUCUGGCCAAGCUUCAAUUCUGCUAUCGCUGACCCCGGCGACUCUCAAAUCACAGCUGUUAUCAACACCUAUUUCUCUCUGGCCGCCUGCGCUCUCGCCGCUUACGCAACUUCCAGUCUGGUUGAGAAGAAGGGCAAACUCGACAUGGUCCAUAUUCAGAAUGCCACGCUGGCAGGGGGUGUUGCCGUGGGAACCUGCGCAGACAUGAACAUCCAGCCAUUCGGAGCCAUGCUGAUCGGAGUAGUGGCAGGCAUUAUCUCCACCCUCGGCUUCAAGUUCCUCACUCCUAUCCUCGCCUCCAAACUGGGAAUCCAAGACACCUGUGGCGUGCAUAACCUACACGGCAUGCCAGGCAUCCUGGGCGGACUCGCUGGCAUCGUGGCGGCAGCACUUCACAGGAAGGAGGGAGUUUCAGCAGCUCAUCAGGCCGGUGGUUUAGCAUCAUCUCUGGGCUUUGCUUUGGUGGGCGGGCUCAUCACAGGUCUGAUCAUGAAGAUUCCAUUUUGGGGACAACCACCCGACCAAAACUGCUUUGAUGACUCCAUCUACUGGGAGGUUCCUGAGGAAGAAGAGGAGAACGAAGAGCCCUUGGCUCAUGCCGAUUAUUCCAAGAACAAAACCGAAGCUUAGGCUUCAAACCAGACCAUUGUGCACCUCAGGGCUUCUCAACCAUCAGCAUUUACACCACUUAGUGAAAUAUUUAACACAGUGAUAUGUAUGGGCAGAUGUUUAGUUCUGUUAAAUUCGUUUUUUUCUUUCAAAAUUAUAUAAAUAUAUGGCCCUCAAAAGUGUCGAAAACCUUUCAACAUGAGACAUUAGGUAUAUAAUAAAAUAUAAACGGGUAUUAUUACAGAAUAUUACAGAAAAGUUCAUUUACAAUGAAUUAUAAGUAAAAGUCAGUUGUUGAUGACAAUAAAAAUAAAAAAAUAUAUCAAAUGUAAUGUUAUGGAGCAAACGAACAUGAUCUUGUAAAGACGAUCAAAAAAGUAGCUCACUCUAUUGUGCCAAAAAUCUAAGGCAACGUGAGAAUUCUUGCCGUUGUUUUUAUCGAAGUAGCUUUCAUUUUUUUAGUCUUUUUUACAGACCCAAUUUUUGUCAUCACUGUUUGUAUUUUUACCUUUGUUUAUAUUAAGCAUUUGAUAACAAAAGGAAUGUUUGUGCAAAUUCACAUUCAAAUCCAACCACAUCUAACCAUUGCAACAGUUAUAGUUGCUUGUUAUUGUGAUCAGUAACAACCCUUCUAUAUAAUGUAUAGUAAAUGAAGCUUUUUUACAAUUGUAUCCUGAAAGACUAACAAAUAUAAAUGUAAACUUUUAUAUUUUUACACAUUUUCACGAUUAAUAAUACUUUAAUAUUAUAUAAUAAUUCAGGCAAAUACAUUUGUGAAAUCUGUCAGGAUUCCUGUAUGAAGAUGUCUUUCAUUGCAUUGCUUGAACUCACAGCAGCAGUAUAGGCAGACGUGAUUGGUUAGUCACCGCUUGCAUGUGAUGAGACUUUUGAAUGCUACUGUAUGUUUUCUAACGUUAAAAAAAACAUUCAUAUAAAUGCAUUGGUCUCACUGCAAGCUGACUUUUACUGAUUUAACUUUUGUGUCUCUGAAUGUGUGUGUGCUUUCAUUUGCUUCACGUCUAAAUUUCACUUGAAUGUAUUUGAAAGGUCUGUGAAUGGAAUAAACUUUUACUGUCAUUUAUACGA